Messenger RNA from Rotaria sordida, 2013 nucleotides. Lineage: Eukaryota; Metazoa; Rotifera; Eurotatoria; Philodinida; Philodinidae. The record is from the annotation of a GenBank genome assembly.
AUGUUGACAAUAUUAUUUUUAUUUUCUAUUUUCCAUAUAUCAUUAUCGGAUAAAUGGUAUUCAAAAUCUCAAUGUACACAAAAAGAAUUUGCUAAUCAUAUGGAUAUAAAUUGUAAUUCAAAUGAAUUUAUUCUUAUUGGUUGGUCACAUUAUGGUACAAAAAAAUUAGUUGAUAGAAUUAAUUCAUCAUCAUCAGUUUGUGAACCAUCAGAAAAAGAUUGUAUUAUGGAUUAUACACAUAAAAUAGCUGAACUUUGUAAUGGUGUAUCGAAAUGUGAAGUUAUAUUAACUCAACAAUUUAUUCAUAAAUGUUCAGAUGAAGCAACAUAUUUAUUUAUUUCUUAUCAAUGUAUUCAAAAUUCAACAAUUAUUGAUAUAUGUUCAGAACGUAGUAUAACAUCAUUAAAUGGUGUGAAUUUAAUUAGUCCAAUGUUUCCAAAUGAAUAUCCAAAUAAUAUUAAUUGUACUUGUUCAAUUGAAUCAAAGAAAAAAUCAAAUGUUAUUAUUGAUGUUGAAAGUCUUUCAUUUAAUUUACAAGAUAAUGAUAAUUUAUUAUCUUUCUCAGGAACAAUUCCAUUUGGUGCAUCAUUAUUAACAGUAAAAAAUCAAUUUAAUUUAAAAUUUCAAACAGAUGAAACAUUAAGUCAAUCGGGAUUUUGGAUUCGUUUAUAUGGUUAUGAACAAUGUUACAAUGAUGAAUAUAUUCUUGGUUCAAAAUGUAUAAAAAUUUUUUCAAAAAAACAAACAUGGAAAUUAGCUAAAGAAAAAUGUUUAUCGAUUGAUUCAAAUUUAAUUCGUUUACAUGAUAUUAUUCAAGAAAAAAAAUUAGCAUAUUUUAUUUUAACAAAUAAUGAACAACAACAAUUAACAUCAUUUUGGAUAUCAAAUGAAAAAGAUAAUUAUGAUAUACAUUCAUGGUGGCCAUGGCGAUCAUCAUCUACUACAGGCAAAUGUGUAUUACGUACUCAAGAUGGUUGGAUAAAACGACCAUGUAAUGAAGAACAAGCAUUUAUAUGCGAACGAGAUAUGAAUCGACAGUCAACACCUUUGACGGUUCAUUGUGGAAAUGCUCAAUCAACAACGAUUUUAUCUACGAAAAGAACAACUACAACUGUAAUAACAACAACGACAACGACAACGACAAUGAUACCUAGUACACAACGUACAACUAUUUCGUUUAUUCAUCAAGAAAAUAUUUCAUUGAAAAAUAUUGAAGAAAAUUUUGUUCUACAACAAUCAUCAUCUACAAUUAAUAAUAAAGUACAAAAAAUUCCAACAAAUUUUAUCGAUUCAAAUAUUCUUGCAGCGAUAUUAACUGGAAUAGCUAUUGUUAUAUUUUCCGUUAAUAUUGUUGUUUGUUGUGUGUGUAAAAAACGUGUACAAGAUCAAUCAAAAUGUAAAACACAAAAUGAUUCAAAUACUUCAUUUAUUCAUGAAGAAUUACAACAUAGUUUAAUGCAACAUUUAUAUCAUGAACAAACAAAUACAAUUUCUUCAACAUCAACAUCAUCAUGUUCUUCUAAACAUUCACAAUCAAAAUCAAAUGAUACAUCAACAACAAUAUCAAUAAAUCCUUUUCAAUUAUGUUCAUCUAUGUAUCCUUCAAAUUCAUCUCAAUCAAAUAAUAUUUCAACAACAUUAUGUUAUCGAAAUCCACAUGUUGGUAGUGAUGUAGUUGAUUAUCAUGUUUAUGAAACAAUACCAUCUGAAAAUCCUAUUUAUACUUUUUGUACUAGUCAUAGUGCUUUUAAACCAGUCGUUCAAUCGAAUACACAUACUAUAAGACCAUUUCUUCCACGAACAAAUAUUCUUCAUCAUCAUCCAUGUUCUUUACAACAAUCUUAUGAUACAAUGUCAUCAAUUCCAUCUAAUGCGACUGUUGUAAUGCCUGUAUGUUGUCAUCAUUAUUCAUCACAAUGUUCAACAGGAACUUUAAGACAACACGUAUUACCAUCAUCAACACAGAUUGCAACAGAAGAACAGAUUUAUACUCGUUCGGAGAGUAUUGUAUAA